Messenger RNA from Physella acuta, 2062 nucleotides. Its product is annotated as gastrula zinc finger protein XlCGF7.1-like. Gene Ontology annotation, biological process: regulation of gene expression. Gene Ontology annotation, cellular component: nucleus. The record is from RefSeq and is a predicted model, not a curated record. NCBI's taxonomy places the organism in Eukaryota, Metazoa, Mollusca, Gastropoda, Physidae.
CAACAAAGAAUUGAUCAAAAUUUAGAGUAGAUCUCUGUAUUUUAUUCCUUAAAAUAGUUAUCGGUUAUAAGACAUUUACCAUGUGACACUACCAUGUGAUUUGUCAACCAGUAGCACAGUUUGUGUUAACAAAUCUGGAUGUCAGAAAUGGAAGAAGGGGAGAGUACUGAUGUUAAACAGAAUUUAUUAGCUAGAGAGAAGCCACUUCCAGACACUGAGCCAGAGGUCUCAAACAACAAUGCCAGUAAAUACCAGUCUCCAGGUACACUGGAACAUCGUCCUGAAGACUUGCUGCUUGAGGUGAAGUCUGAGGUACUUUCUGAUGAUGAACAAGGAAAUGAGGUGCGUGACGAUUCGGAUGAGGUUCAUGAUCGUUACAUCAGACUAGUUCACUCUAAAAAUGUUGUUGAGCACGCAGCGAGUGAUUUAGCUCACAAGGAACAUGAAACUUGCAGCCUGUGCAGUACCGAGCUACCUCAGAGUUUCACUGUCAAGAAGGCAAGAAAAAAGCAGGUCCCCGGCGAAAAAAAGUUCGCCUGCAAUAUUUGUUGUAAAGAGUUCGCCAGGCGGAAUAAUUUACUGCAGCACCUCAUGGUGCACACGCGGGAGAAAAAUUACAUCUGCAGUGUGUGUGACAAGGAAUUCACGCAGAUCAGCAAUUUGAAGCGCCACCUGCUUGUUCAUUCAGGGGAUAAACCUUUUGUUUGCGAUAUAUGCAAGCAGGGGUUCUCUCAGAAGGAGACGCUCAAACGACAUGAGGUUGUUCACACGGGGGAAAGACCCUACAUAUGUGGUAUUUGUAACGUAGGUUUCACACAAAGUGGAAUUUUAAAGCGUCAUCAGCUAGUCCAUACAGGAGAGAAGUCGUUCUUUUGCUCGUUGUGUAGUAAACAGUUUUCCAGCAAUAAUAGUUUAAAGCGUCACCAACUGGUUCAUACGGGUGAAAAGCCUUUUAUUUGUUAUGUUUGCAAGCAGGGGUUUUCUCAGAAUGAGACGUUGAAAAGACACUUAUUGAUCCACUAAAGCAUUUCAAGUUUUUAUUGUUAAAUUUUAGUACAGGAUUGUGUUUUUUUUUUUUUUAAAUUGUUUUGAUGUAAUAUCAAUGUUAGCAUCAACCUUUCUGCUGUUCAUCAAAAACUUCUGUGUUAAUUAUAUGUCAGUCACUUAUUUUUUUCAUCUCUUUGAUGUUAUUUAUCCAAACAGUAGUGUUAAGGGGAUAUGCACAGUUUUUUUUUCUAUUUUGUUACAAUUUAACAUAUAAAGCAAUUUAAAUUGUUUUAUCAUGUUUAGCAAAGUAAAUAUUAGACUGGAAAAAGGAGUUUGAAAACAAUUACUGUCGUCAUGGAAUUUUUUGUACAUUUAAAAACAUUAACUGCUUCUAUUUGAGUAUAUAUUAAAACUUUUGUGACAGCAUUAUUUUCAUAGAGCUACUAGUCAGAAUCCUACAAGGUCAGAAAGUUUGCACUUUUUUAGUAUGCUACGCAUAUCUCCUUAACAAAGUUGUGUGUGUAUUAAUGUUGACUUUGUUGUUCAGUUUUAGUUUUUUAAAUUAUCAGAGCAUGUCUUGUGAUUUGUCCCCUCAUGUAUUGGUCUAAAUUGACUAAUUCUUCAUGUUAGUAAACAUUUCAUUGUAAUGUUUCUAUUUUAAGUGAAUAAGUAGUAUAAAUUAUAAUUAAGAUCAUGAUUGAAAAUUCGCAGUAUAAAUUUAUUUUAUUAUGCGACAUUAGUUUUCUGCUUGAAAAGAGUUUUACAUUUUUAUUUUAACAAUUUUAUUCUAGACUGUUUGAUUAUUGCAAUUUGCACGGUAUGACCUACAUAAAUUUAUAACUAAUUUAAAUUACAACCAAGUCAUUUAAAGCUCCAAUGGUUCCAUGUGCAUACAGUAUUUUGAAACAAUAUAUAUAUAUAAAUAUAUACAGUAUACAAAAGACACCAAUGGUUUACACAAACAUAGUAGUAAAUAGGCCUAUAUGUAAAUGUUUAUAAUUAGCAUCAGAUGAUGUCUGUGUGAGUGUAUGUAUCUGUUAUAAUGAUUAUUAAUUACAUAAAUUAAUUAAAAUAU